AUGGCUUGGAGGAUUCUGCUUUUGCUGGCGCCCACAACUGGCUUUUCCCAUGAUUUGCAUAUCAGGGACAACAUUUCGAUACCCAUCCCACCCGGUUUCACUGCUUUGUCGCCGUCCUUGCCGGGCAAGCUUGUUGUGACGAGUUUCGAAGCAACGCCCUUCAUUGGCAAGAAUGGUGUCUUCAUGGCUGAUGUUGGCAAGACCUCUGGCCCUGCGCAGGAACUCCCGGGAAGCAAUGCGAUUAACUGGCCCAAUAGCAUCACCGUGGUUGGAGCGGAGGUCUUUGGCUUCCCAGCGGUGGCUUUGGGUGAUGGCUUCCUCGUGCCUUCACACACCACAGGUGGUGUUUGGAUCAUGGAGGCCUCCCCAGAGCCGCAGACCUUGAAGCAACCAGAUGCUUGGAAGUUAAGGGAGGUAUAUAAUUGUUUUACAAGCUCGCAUGAAUGUGUUGCGCUUUCGCAUCAUCUGAGUUGUUGUGAUAUUUCAUUUGACAUGGCACCUUUGGGCACCAGAAGUGCCUUGGGCAUCCUUGGGCUGUUUCUGCAGGGCCAGCGUCAGAUACUGACUGAGGUGAAGAUUUCCCAAGACAGAAGCGGCUGGUUCUACCACCAGGCUCACUUCGUUGAUAUUGAUGGCGACGGCUUACUAGACGUGGUCACAGCCAGAUGCCAGUAUGCUGUGUGGCCAUGGGCGAAGAAACAGGGCGAGCUGGUCUGGUUGAAGCAGCCCUCAAAGGAUGCAUUGUCCGGGGACUCUUGGCAAGAGCAUCCCAUGGGUGAAGGUCCAGACUUCCUUUUCUGCGUGAGACCUGGAAAGCCCUUCUCCUUGGUCGCGCCCGAGUUCAUUACUGGCCAGGUCGUGUACUGGUUCAUGAAGGACAAGAAGAUGAAGAAGAGGGUCUUGGACACUAGCAUUGGCCCUGGUUUCUCUUGCUCCUGGAGUGACCUCAAUAAUGACGGGCAUUUGGACCUGCUAGUCACCAAUCAUGCGAUGCAGAAUGGCUCUGUCUUUGCUUACACCUUCAGCAGUGAUGACAUUGAGACUGCCAGCAUUUCCCGUCACAUUCUAGCUUCAGGCUUCACACCCAGCAAGGUGAAGAAGGGCAACGGCUCUCCAGGUGAUGCUUUGCCCUUUCAUCCUUUGCUCAAUGAAACUGGCACCAAGCCACAUAUUUUUGUCUCCGGCGACAACUCGAACAGCAUUUUCCUGCUGACUCCGAUUUCGCAGUCUUCCGACAAUUGGACAUACCACAAGGAGGAAGUUGCAGACUUGGGGGCAGACAUUGGUCGCCCUUCCAUCGGAGAUGUGGACAAUGAUGGCUUUGCAGACAUUUUCGUACCUUUGUACAAUGCAAAGGAAGUUGCUCACUACACCUUCGUGAGUUUGGCGGUACAGAUUCUGAAAAGAGAAGCACAAGAUAAAGCGCUGCACGCCUUCACCAUAGGAUCAUCAGCGGUUAUCAGCGGCCAUCAGGCCAAAGGUACUUUGCUGGCGGAUCACGUGCAUGACUUCAGGGUGGGGAGGUCUGCCAUGAAGCACUUGCAUUUUGCAGUCUUGGGCUUUGGAAGCUCUGUGUAUGUCAGAACCUCGGCACAGCGCCAUCCAGGCAUUGCGGUGUGUGUUGGAAUCAUUAUUGAACUGAAGUGA
Messenger RNA from Durusdinium trenchii, 1647 nucleotides. The record is from the annotation of a GenBank genome assembly. NCBI's taxonomy places the organism in Eukaryota, Dinophyceae, Suessiales, Symbiodiniaceae.